UUUUAUCAAGGCUCCGUCCGGGGUUCAUUUCAGUCGCAGAAUUUGUAUCGCUCAAGUAUGCUCUUCGAGUUCGAUCAAUAUCGGCUUCAUCUCAGAAUUUUUGUGACGCAAAAAACCCUUUACGGGUCAAUUUUUAAAAUGAGGUCCGUUACCUGAGUUCGAGAUUUUUUUUUUCAUUUUCGUGCAUUUUUAUUUUUUAUUUUCACCCCCCAUUUUAUUCAAUAUCCGAUUCUAUUUGUUCGCGAGUUUCUUCUUUUUCUUAACACCCCCCCCCCCCCUUAUUAUCAUGCGUAAGUCUGAUGUCAAAGUGUACGGUUAUUUGGUUUUGUUGAUCGCCUCCUGUUUACCAUCGGCUCGAGCCAAUAAUGAUCUCAAUUCGUACGUUCGAUUGCUCAACGGAUUCCCCAAUGUGACGUGUAAUUUUGAGUCUCCGUGCACAUGGACUUGGGCAGAACGAGCGUUGUCCAACAGCACCGCAUUGCAUUUUCACGAACACUUGAUCGGAUACAAUACCCCGUUGAUCGAUGCAGAUAACCGUUCAGAAGGUCACUUUUUGCUCAUUUUCGACACAAACGAAAGAAAUACAGAGUUCAAUUUAACCAGUAUAGAAAUUAAUCCAGCAUACUUCGAUAAAAAUGUCAACGAAAUCUGUACUCUAUCAUUUGCAAUGCACACCAACGCUGCACAUAUGGGAAAUAUCAGCAUACUAAUUCAAGAGGGUAACAGAACGAAAGUGAUAGCCAACCACAUAAAUACAGAAGAUGAGUUAUGGAAUUUUCGUAAAAUCAACUUGGGUCAUCCUGAAGAAAAAUUCAGAAUUAUUAUCGAAGUAGGAAGCAAUCGCUUGGUAAAAACUGAUAAAAAUAAAAAUUCACACGUUGCCAUAGAUAACAUUCAACUGGAACACUGCUUCCCAGAUGUGACAGAAGGAGAAUGUCCACCAGAUAAAAAAUUUCGUUGCAUGAAGGAAUCAGUUUGCAUACCUUUGAAUUUUGUUUGCGACAUAAAACGCGAUUGUUCAGACGCAGCGGAUGAAAAACAAAAUUGCGAUAAGGUUCCCGCUGGGACGAGAUGUACCUUUGAAAAUGGCUGGUGCGGUUGGCGUAAUACAACAGAUAAACACCAUACAUUAAGAUGGAAACUGAAUCGUGGUCCGACUAAAAAUAAACACACUGGUCCAACGCAUGAUAACACUUUUGCCAAUGAAAACGGUACGUACGCGUACGUAGAUAUGUCAUAUGGAACUUUGGGGUCGUUAGCUUUAAUGGAGAGUGUACCUAUUAAUCCACCUCCACCGGUACACGGUGAUUCUCAUUCGCCACAUUAUAAUUCCUGCUACGUCAGUUUCUUCUAUCAUAAAUUUGGUCCUCACAGCGGGUCUUUGGCGUUGUACCUUAGAGAAGAUAAAUACGACACUCCUCGUAGCAGUUUCCGUUUGUGGUGGAGCUAUGGUAAUAAAGGAGAUAAUUGGCUGAGACAGGUGGUCAUUCUGCCUAAUAUUACAGAAAGAUACACCCUGCAAUUUGAAGCAAGAAAAGCAAUGUCUUCCAGAGGAGAUGUAGCCAUCGAUGAUAUUUCAUUCAGUCCAAAAUGUUUUGGCAUCGGUAUACCGCAAAAAGAUCUCAAUGGAUAUGAUUAUUGGGAGUAUCCCAAAAAGAAUUCAGAAUCUAUUCAUCCGUCCUUCGCUAAUAAGCCAGUAUAUUCAUUCACAACUUGUGGUCAGUCCGGGUCACACGGUCCUACGAGCGAGAACUGUGAAAAAUCGUACAAAAAUACGACCUCCAAAGUCGAAGUCUUGGAUAGUCUCAGCAUGAAAGGGUUCCAAAAAUGGGUUGUACCAGAUGUUUCAUACUACACAAUUAUAGCUAAAGGUGCACGGGGAGGGAAAGGUGCGGAUGCAUUGGGUGAAUCAAGAGCUGCUAUGGUUCGAGCCGUCACUGAACUGUAUAAAGGACAAUCCAUUUAUUUUCUGAUCGGCCAAGAAGGUCACGAUGCUUGCAGAAAAUUGACUUUCGAUACGCCAUCGUGUAUAGUGGAUUUACAUCUUCGAACUACCUCAAAUUUCAAGAGUAUUCUCAGAGAUCAAAAACUUUACGACGGAGGGGGUGGAGGAGGAGGAGCCACAUACAUAUUCACGAUGGAAAAAGGUUCGGAAUUGGAACCAUUACUAGUUGCAGCAGGUGGAGGUGGACUUGCCCACGGUCCAUCGCGUGAUGUUGGAAUACAACACGGUAAAGGACUGAAUAUAACGUUACCAAACACAACAGCACCAUCGUUCGGAAAUUACCCAGCGGGUGCUGGAGGAGGAUGGAAGCCGGGAAAUUUUACUGUGUACAAUACAACUGGAUCAUCUUUACUUGAAGGCGGUGUAGGUGGUUUCUCUUGUUAUUUUAGUUCAGAUCAUUUAAAAGGUAUCGGUGGUUUUGGUGGUGGUGGUGGAGGUUGCGUUGCUGGAGGAGGUGGUGGUGGAUAUACAGGAGGUCGAGCUUGGAGUGAGAGUUCUGCUAACGGAGAAGGAGGCUCGUCAAUGGUAGCAGGAUAUGUCCAGUAUAAGGAUGUAAAAGGAGGUGCUCAUUACGGUCCUGGAAAUAUCAUCAUAAUUCCAGCAGUGUCAGGAUGUGGUUGUGAAUAUCGAUGUAUAGCUUUGGACGAAGCAAUGACUACUGUAAAAUGUAUUUGUCCUCCUGGAUGGCAUCUGAGCCAAGAUAAUCGUGCUUGUGUUUUUUCAAGCUUGAAAUCGCUGAAAAAAAUUAUGAUUUUUUCAGUAUUGAAUGCACCUGCAUUUGUUUCCAGUGAGAUGUGGAUAUUCCUUUGUGCUCUAGUUGUAGCCAGUCUAUUGCUGAUUACGUUUAGUAUAUUGAUGUAUAACAGAUACCUUCAACAACAAUCAGAACUGACUCAACGAAAAGUAUGCGGUUUAGGAGGUUUACAGCUAAACCAUUUAAAUCCUCCCGGACCAACCAGUGUCAGAUUAACAGAAUUUAAUCCAAAUUACGAAUUUGGUGGGGUAACUUAUACUAUCAGGGAUUUAAAAGAAAUCCCAAGAGAAAAAGUGCAACUAGUCAAACCAUUAGGGUGCGGAGCGUUUGGCGACGUUUAUCAAGGGCUUUUACGGAAUCGAGAUACCGAUUCUGUGGAUUUGGCAGUAGCUGUCAAAAUUUUACCAGCAUUAUCAUCAAAUCAAGCGGAAGCUGAUUUCUUGAUGGAAGCGUUAAUUAUGAGUAAAUUUAAUCAUCCCAACAUCGUGCAUUUCAUAGGAGCUUGUUUCGAUACGCAUCCGCGUUAUAUCAUCUUGGAGUUACUAGCUGGCGGUGAUUUGAAAAAUUUUCUAAGAGAAAAUCGUCCUAAAGCGGAUAAACCAUCAGCCUUGACUAUGAAAGAUCUGCUACAGUGUGCAAUUGAUGUUGCCAAAGGUUGCCAAUAUUUAGAAGAGUUGCGUUUCAUUCAUAGGGAUAUUGCAGCUCGAAAUUGUCUUCUGACAUCAAGAGGACCUGGACGUGUGGUUAAAAUCGCUGAUUUUGGCAUGUCCAGAGAUAUUUAUAGAUCUGAUUAUUAUAAAAAAGGUGGCAAAGCGAUGCUUCCUAUAAAAUGGAUGCCUCCAGAAGCGUUUUUGGAUGGUAUUUUUUCAUCAAAAACUGAUGUUUGGUCUUUCGGAGUAUUGCUAUGGGAAGUGAUGUCGUUAGGAUACAUGCCUUAUACUGGUAUUCGUAACCGAGAAGUGAUGAUGAGCGUAGCUCGCGGUGGUCGUCUUGGUCCACCAGCCAACUGUCCAGAUCCUGUGUAUGCUUUAAUGCUUAGCUGUUGGAAUCAUGAUCCAGAGCAGCGACCUACUUUUGGAAGCAUCGUAGAACGUUUAGGAUAUUGUAUUCAAGAUCCAAACGUUAUAAACAUGCAUCUACCUGUUUACAAAGGUCCUUUACCAUCGGAAUUGGAUAAAACUCUGAUGCGACCAUUAGAGUCAGAGGACGAGUAUUUACAAACCGAUUACAUGAUACCGAUAAUGCCAGAAACCCCAGCAGAAUGGAAAGAUGGCAGAUACGUAAUCGAAGACAGAUCAACAAUUCCUACGCCGAUGGACUUGACUAAUAACCAAGCAAACCAAUUACCAAACUCGAACAACUCAUCGACUCCUAACACGAAUUCGACAAACACUCCGACUCAGAAAAUCAUUUCGAAUACUCCUAACGCUAAAAUCAACGUAGGGAAUUCGUUAACGCCGAAAAACAAUCCCAACAAUACGCCCACUUUCAAAGGGAAUAGUAUAAAUACACCUACGCCGAAGUCGAAUAAUUUACAAAAUCAGACUCUUAGCAAUUCUAUAAACGAGGACAGUCCGAAAUUGGAUGAAAAUCGAAGCAAGCCUUUUAUUCUAAGCGGACAAUACGUAAAAGACCCACAAAUCAACUAACAAAGAUCGUUUAUUUCCGUUUAAAAAGUACCUACUCGUACUCGUACACUCGUAUUUUUACGUUAAAUGUUAAUGGUGCGUUGUAGUUUUUCAUUAGGCCUAAUGUUUUGCAAUUAUAUACGUUUGUUUACCAUUGUUUUCAUGUUCUUUAUCGAUAAGCCAUUGAACAUUCCAGAAAAAAAAAUCGCGUAUCGUGUACAGAUUUUUAAACGCUAUACCUGAUUAAGUGUAAUCUACGUACAGCAUUUAUACCAUAAGAUUAGGCUAUACAAUAAGCAUUACGAAAGUACUAAAAAAAUGAGUGAUUUUUGAAUUACCUACCUAUCGUUAUGUUUAUUACCUAUAUUUUUUUUUUAUUUGUUACAUCAUUUUAACGGUUUUAUAUUUUUUUCGUUAUUUUUGUGUUCUAUAUUUUCAUGUUUUACGAUCGUGCUUUUUGUUCUUAUAUACUAAGUACUAAUAUACCACUUACCGAGGUAUACUCAAUAGUAUUCGCUAAACCAAACCAGCCCGAAAUAUUGGCAUUACCGAACGUUGCAUAUGAAUAAGUAUCGCGAAUUUUUUCAUUUCAUACCCACCAAAAAAUGAUAUUCGUCGUACUUAUAUAAUAUCAACGCUAAAAUUUUUAAAUUUGUUAUUUUUUUAUCAGUAAAAUAGCUUAUAAAUUUAUAAGUCGAGUGAAAAUUUUUUUUCUAAAAUUUGAAAACAUUAAUUUUUGUAAUUUUAUUUUAUAUACAACGUGAAAAAAGCUAAAAAGCUGUAAAACUAUGCUCAAAUUGCUAUUUUAUGUAAAUGUUAUGUAAUAUUGAAAUUGUUGUGUUGUGAUUGAAGGUUGGUAAUAAAAUAUGAAAUAUA
Molecule: messenger RNA, 5263 nt
Organism: Planococcus citri (citrus mealybug)
Lineage: Eukaryota; Metazoa; Arthropoda; Insecta; Hemiptera; Pseudococcidae
Product: leukocyte tyrosine kinase receptor-like
Exons: 25
Coding region: 287-4408 (1373 amino acids)
Biological process (GO): regulation of neuron differentiation; positive regulation of kinase activity; protein phosphorylation
Cellular component (GO): plasma membrane; signaling receptor complex
Molecular function (GO): transmembrane receptor protein tyrosine kinase activity; protein binding; ATP binding
Source: RefSeq, a predicted model, not a curated record